Sceloporus undulatus (fence lizard) is the source of this 3366-nucleotide messenger RNA. It is a transcript of the gene SCEL, whose product is annotated as sciellin. Gene Ontology annotation, biological process: epidermis development. The record is from RefSeq and is a predicted model, not a curated record. Gene Ontology annotation, cellular component: cytoplasm. Lineage: Eukaryota; Metazoa; Chordata; Lepidosauria; Squamata; Phrynosomatidae.
CUUGAAGCUGUUAAGAUUCUCAGAUGGACGGCAACACUACUCUUCUGUAAACAGCACUGUCACAACAGGUUAUCACCAAAAGUGCCACCAGACUCUGGGUCUUCCUAUUGAUGGUAUACAAAGGAAGGGACACAGAGCAAAAUGACAACACUUACUGUAGGAAAACCAUCCUCUAACAAAAAUGAUGUCAAGAAUGCUUCCCUUGCAAUGAAGAGUAGGCAACAAGUCAUCAAUGAGGUCAACAAGCGAAGGACCCUGUUGCAAGAUAACAGCUGGAUAAAGAAGAGACCUGAGGAGGAAAACACUGAUGAAAACUAUGGCAGAGCGGUGCUUAAUCAAUACAAAUCACAGGACAGCUUACACAGGAAUGCGGAUGAACAGGAUGAUCAAAAAGCUUUGCUUAGCCGUUAUAGAUCUGACACUACUUUAGACAGGAUUUCUGGCAGAAGUGAUGCUGAUAAGGCAAAUAAGCUUCCCACCUUAGAGAGCAGGUCAAGUAAGAGCAAGGAGCCUGAUGUGUCUUUCAGCACUGGCAAUUCUACAUCACCUGUGAAGAAGAAAAGGCAGUCAUGGAUGCCUCCCCCUGUCUCAAAUCAGAAGAUCAUCACAGCUGAUAUGGAACAAAAAAGGCAUUCCUGGGCCAACCAUACUGCAGCAGGGAUACCUGUCAAUAAUAAACCAGCCAGCAUGAUCACUGGUCAUGCUGUCUGGGAACUUCAUAGAGUUGUCCAGAAGAGUUCCCACUGCUUCAGACAAAAUGGUGGACCAAAGAUGACUAUCUACUCCUCAGAACCAAAUGCUUCUCCAAAGUCAAAUGGUGCUGUGAAUGACCGAUCCACCACAAGGCAGAUAUCUCCACUGAAACCCAAUGUAUCAGAUGUCAACAGAACUGCAACCACAGAGAGAAUUGGGAGAAACCAAGACUUGGAUAACCUCAUUAAAGUCAAAGCUAAAGAGGAUAAAAGUGACCAGAGAAGAAGCCAAGAUCAAGAAAAAUCCAUCCAAGACAAACCCAACAUUAAUAAACAUGACCAGAGACACCAAGACCCGGAUGAUGUCAUCCAAGUGAAUCGUGCACCUAACGGAUAUGGCAAGGGUUCCCAUGACCCACACACUGCAGAGAAAAAUAUGCAUCCCUACAAUUACAGAAAUUGCUGGGCACCCGAACAAGGCUACAACACUUCCAACAUUCCUGCUAAGCAGUCUGAUGCAGACCAUUUAUACCAGGUCACAAGAGGCUCCAGCUAUAAUGCCUCAAGCAGUCAUUCACGUCCAAAGGACACUAUUGUGUACACAAGAACGUAUGAGAAUAGCCAAUUUCUCCAUGAUGCUUAUGAAGACACCAUCCCUGGAAAAUCAAUUAAAACUGUUUAUUCUACUUCUGAUAGAGCCAUUAUUGAAAAAGAAAUGUGCACCUACUGUCGAAAGCCCUUGGCCAUGGAUACCAAGAUGAUUCUGGAUGCCUUGCAGAUUUGCUGUCAUGCAUCUUGCUUCAAGUGUGAAGUCUGCCAAGCACCUUUGGAAAACCUGAAGGCAGGAGACAGCAUUUGGAUUUACAGGAAUACAGUGCAUUGCACCCCAUGCUACUCUAAAGUGAAAGCAUCAUGGGCUUAUUAAUCAUUAUUGGCAUCAGAUCAAGUUAUUGGCAUCAGAUCAAGCUACACAUGCAUGUUAUCUUGGAAAGUCAUAGCAGUUUCUAAAAAGAGUGAUUGGAGUAUUCUAACAGUUGCCACAAACAGGAGACACAGAUGAUAAAGAGAACAAAUGUCACAAGCCUACAAGAUACCUGUAAUAGCAGCAAGAAGUGUCUAUAGCUGCAAUCCUAUGUGCAUUUACCUAGGAUUAAUUCCAAUUAAACCCAGAGGAGUAUGCUUCUGAGUAAACAUACAUAGAAUUAUACUAUAAAUGUACCAUUUGGAGCUACCUAAUUUGGUCUUGACUAAAUAUGUAUUUUGUUUUCAUAUUCAAGAAUAGUUCACACAUGCAUCUUUAUAACUGAAUGAAUUGUAUGUGUGAAUGCAUCACCACAAAUAUAAUUUAAUUUUAGCGCAGGUAUAGUGGCUUCAAUCCCAAAUGGUGCUUUAAAUCCUUCAUCUUAGUGUGAGUAUAGUGGUGUCAGUCCUCAGUUGUGCUUCAAGUUCUCUAGAAGUCAAUGGAUAAAAGUCAUUAUGGCUGAUUGUAGAGCAAGUAACGUUUUCUGGAUUGCAGCCAGUGUUUUUCUUUAGAUUGGGGCCAAUGCCACACUGAAGUCUCAAGGAAAGGGGAAAAAAGCAAUAGCCAGGCCAAAGCAUCAAAAUCUAAAGAUUUUUUUGUGUAACUACUGGCCUUCCUCAAGGAUGACUUAUGGACUGGUAACGGAUUGUGGGUGGAAUCAGAGCUCUGUCUUUGAUGGUCAUACUGACUGAAGCUUUCUGGGCACUGUAGUAUCCAAAGUAACUUUUACACAUUCUGGACAGGGUGGUACACAAGAUGUAAAAGCUGGUGUCAGUGUAAGAAAGGGAGUUGGCUAUGGGGACUGUGUGUCUUGAAACUGGCACUCAUCUGGACAUACUGAUAUAUAAUUCUUCAGCUUGUGAAUAUUAGCAACCUCUUUAUUAAAACGUCUGACCAGACCCAAUGAUCCUGCAAGCACUUAGCCUCCUGUAUGUUAAUGCUAAAUAUUCAGCAAUGAGGACCCUAUUGUAAUUGUGUUAUAUAUUUUUAAACUGAUGGUUUUACAGUUGUACUAUAGAGUUACAAACCUUAAUCUGUGUGUGUAUGUGUGUUUGUAUGUGAGUGUGCACUCACACACACAUGUUCCCAUGCAUAUAUUCCUUUCCUUACUCUAAGAAUAUGCAAACAACUUAGGACAACUGGUGGUAAGAAGUAUAGAGAAACAGCAUGUUGCUUGAAAUGAGCCCAUUACAAACUAUUAGUUAUAAUGCUGACUUGUUUCAACAAACCAUACUUGUUAAGAUUUUGGUAGAACGAGCAACUGUGCUCCAUACAAAAAAUGAAGCAAAAGCUUCUCAUUUCUUUUCAGCCAUGGCACAGGAGGAAUAGAUUUGAGGAAGAUGUAUCUCAGUUCUAUCAUAAUAAACUAUGGUUUGUCAUGACAUCUGAAUGCAGGCGUUAAAAUUUCAGUUUUGGUGUAGAAUACAUUGUAUAUACUCUCAUAUACAAUCAACAGUCCUAAACAUAAUUCGGAUAGAAAUAGUGUUUCACUGACCUAGCGUGUGAUGUGGGAUGGGGUGGCAGAGCACAGAGUGUAAAAAUGCUCACGCCGUCUAGUAUUUUAUUUGCUGCUUGUAUUCUUAUUCUGUUAAUGUUGCUUCAAACUGAUUUUUGCCAUUCCAGAAUCAUUGCAAUAAAGAACUGAUCAAGUGU